This is a messenger RNA of Arvicola amphibius (Eurasian water vole), 2421 nucleotides long. It is a transcript of the gene Saxo4, whose product is annotated as protein phosphatase 1 regulatory subunit 32. Bases 1177 to 2322 code for a protein of 381 amino acids. The record is from RefSeq and is a predicted model, not a curated record. Gene Ontology annotation, molecular function: phosphatase binding. Lineage: Eukaryota; Metazoa; Chordata; Mammalia; Rodentia; Cricetidae. The transcript has 12 exons.
GCCCCUCACUGGGCCAUGGUUUGAGAAGGGCUUCAGAGACUUGGGACGCUGUUGCUAGGUGCUGGUUGCUAAGCAACACUCUGUUUCUUCUAGCUUGGCCAUCUCCACCUCAGGAGGGCCGGCUUCUCUUGAGCAGCUCCUGCCUCCUGUGGCCUCUGCCUACCUCAGAGCCAACUGAAGAGGGCAGGUGAGGGUGGGGCCUACUGUCUAGGGUCCCAGGAGAGUGCAGGGAACUUCCAGAGGGAGGGGAUUGAAGAAGGAACUGAGUAAGAGAUGGGAGUGGGGGUAUGCCUCACAGGAGAGAAAUUCCCAGGUAGGCAGUCAUCUGGUCAUGGACUCCCUAAAACUCACAUGGGGGGGGGGUCAGACCAGAGGACUGGGAUUCAGAUACCCCAGGUCUGAACCCCAGGCCUGAAUCCCAGUUAAGAGUUAAGAGCUUUGGCACUAAAGUUUCUUGGCUCUAAAAUGGGGGCAUUUGAAAGCUGGUAUGAGAUAAGCCAGUGUGAGCCGAAGAUGGGUCAGUUCUUCCUUUGUCUUGGGGCGCAGCAUUCUUCUGGGGUUGGAGCCUGGGAUCAGGACUCCUGAGGGCCUCAUGGUUUCUUCUCAGGCCCGCGGGGCCCUGCCCCACAGCACCAUGAUGGGAAAACUCCCUCUCGGGGUUGUCUCUCCUUAUGUGAAAAUGAGUUCGGGGGGCUGCUCUGACCCUCUGAAGUUUUAUGCUACCAGCUACUGCACAGCCUAUGGUGAGGACCCCCUCUGUGGGAGCUACCUUCUGGACCCCGGGUGGCAAGAGAGGCCAGGAGCAGCACAGUCUCUAGGCUAAUCCUACCAGUGACCUGCCACACAGAGCUGGUCUGUUAUUCCCUGAACCCCAAAACUCGUGUUGUCAAGCUGGCCUUGUCUAGCCGCCGCCUCCCUCACCCUGUCACCGCAGUGAGUCUGCCACAUGGUUCUUGUGUCCCUAUGCCAAUGAAUUUGUUUCCUGCCUUCAUAGUCCUCUGAAGGGUCAGGUCUACUCAGCUCCCAUCACCUGGGAUGUUGGGUAUUCCCCCAGCUUAGUGGGCUUGGGUCUUAGGGGAUGCCGACCCAGUCUGGAAGCCACUCCUCCCCUUCUGAUGACCUUUGGUCCUGUCUUGGUCUUGCCCCCUGGCAGGUCGGGAGGAGUUCAAGCCCCGAAUGGGGAGCCAUGUAGGCACAGGCUACAAAUCCAACUAUCGGCCUCUGGUCUCCUACCAACCCCAUCUGGAUACUCUGGACAAUCCAGCCAUGGGGGAACAGAUUCGUGACACUUCCAAGUCUGUGUCCAGUCAGAGCUACUGUCCCCUAGAAGUGCCUGAUGGCAAACACCCCAUGCCCUGGAACCUAUACCAGACCACCUCUGGCUAUGGGCGAGAGAAGCUCAAUACUGGACCACUUUCCAAGGAGGUUAAGAAGGUCCAUUUCGAUACCCAGGAUCAUGGACCUCAGACCAUCACAGGACUGGAGCCCAAGGAGGUUCCCCUGCUCCACCAGCAGCAGGGCAAGGGCUCUGUGGAGUGGGAGAACUCACACUAUGGUCCACGCUUCAUGGCUUCUGAGUACAAUUCCAAGUAUAUCAAGGAACCUCCAAACCAUCCAGAUCUCUUGCUAAAGAAGACGAUUGGCUCCAAAGAAGAGACUGGCUUCACUGAAGAGUCAGCCAAGAAUCCCAUUGUCUUCCAGCCGUCCUCACAGGCAUAUCCUGGGGACCCCGUCCUCCACCCAGGACGGAGCAUCACCAAGUCAGACUUCCUCCCUAUAAGUCACCCUCAGGGAAGCGAGUUUCUCCCUGUGCUGUCCAGAGGCUCUGAUCGGGACACAGGAUACAGCCGAGUGAAUGAAAGGAUCUUGAACCCCAGAAUGCCUGCUCCAAGCCCACAGUCUGCCAGCAUGAGCCACAGGUCCUAUCAGCCGCCCCAGCGGAUGCAACAGACAAACGUUGCCCUGCUUGGCAGGGAGUCUGUGGGGAACAAGGAGCCCACAGGGUUCACUAUUAACAACCCCAGCUACGUCCGGAGCUCCUAUGAAUCGGACAGAGACCAACGGUACCUGACUACCUACAACCAAGGGUACUUCGAGAACAUCCCCAAGGGACUGGACCGAGAAGGCUGGACUCGAGGUGGCAUCCAGCCCCAGAAAGCAGGAGGCUAUGCCCUCAACGAUUCUGUUACCCGCAUGGACACCACUCCUAACCCCACAGAGACCCUGCGGCACCUGCACCCUCAUGUGGGAAGAACCUUGACUUCGGUUGACCCCUUCUAUCGAGACAUGCCUCAUAGCAACCGCUACACGGCGACCAGCUGAGUCUUGAGGGGUUUGUCAUGAUGGGACAAGCUGCUUUCCCUAUGCUCCCCAAAUCCCCCCAGUUACUUUCCUAAGGAAAUAAAGAACACUGAAUCAGCA